This is a messenger RNA of Capronia epimyces CBS 606.96, 1209 nucleotides long. RefSeq lists its product as uncharacterized. Gene Ontology annotation, biological process: retrograde vesicle-mediated transport, Golgi to endoplasmic reticulum; endoplasmic reticulum to Golgi vesicle-mediated transport. The transcript has 3 exons. The coding region runs from base 1 to 1209 and encodes 402 amino acids. NCBI's taxonomy places the organism in Eukaryota, Fungi, Ascomycota, Eurotiomycetes, Chaetothyriales, Herpotrichiellaceae. Gene Ontology annotation, cellular component: endoplasmic reticulum; Golgi membrane; COPII-coated ER to Golgi transport vesicle. The record is from RefSeq and is a predicted model, not a curated record.
AUGGAUGCCUUCGGCCAACGUGGCCUCGACGAGGCCGCCUUUGGCGACACUGGCUUGUCGGGGCUCAGGACGUUUGAUGCUUUCCCCAAAACCAAACCGAGCUACACUUCCGCCACGGCACGCGGGGGUCAAUGGACACUGGCGAUCAUCAUCCUCUGCACAUGCCUCACAAUGAACGAGUUGCGAACGUGGUGGACGGGGAGCGAAACACAUCACUUCUCAGUCGAACGGGGCGUCGGGCACGAACUGCAACUCAACCUGGACAUCGUGGUGGCGAUGCCGUGCCACGACCUGCACGUGAACGUGCAGGACGCGGCCAUGGACCGGAUCAUGGCGGGAGAUCUCUUGACGAAAGAAGACACGAACUUUGCAGUCUGGACGGACCCGCGACAGCGGUGGCUACGCAAGAAACACAGGCGCGCCCAGUACCAGGGGCUCCACGGCGGCGACGGCCAGCGCGAGAAGGAGGAGGAAGAAGACUCACACGUCAGCCACGUGCUGGGCCACAUGCGAGAGAACCAGGGGCGCAAGUUUACCAAGUCGCCGCAUCUGCGCGCCGGCAUGGCGGUUGACAGUUGUCGAAUCUACGGCUCGCUCGAGGGCAACAAGGUGCAGGGGGACUUCCACAUCACGGCGCGCGGGCACGGCUACAUGGAGUUCGGGAUGCAGCAGCACCUGGACCACGGGCGGUUCAAUUUCUCCCACCAUAUCAACGAGUUGUCGUUUGGUCCGCACUACCCCGGCCUGCUGAACCCGUUGGACAAGACCUCGGCCGUCACCCCGACCGCGCAUUUCAUGCGGUACCAGUACUACCUGUCCAUUGUGCCGACCAUCUUCACGAAGCGUCGUGACGGCAUCAUCCGCCACGUCCCCAACCCCCAGGCCGGUCGGGAUUCGAAAUCCGUGUUCACGAACCAGUAUGCCGCCACGUCGCAGUCGCGCGAGGUGCCUUCCAACACCGUCCCGGGCGUCUUUUUCAAGUAUGAUAUCGAGCCAAUCCUGCUGAUCGUCAGCGAGCAGAGGUCCAGCUUUCUGGGAUUGAUCGUAAGGCUCGUCAAUGUCAUCAGCGGCGUCGUGGUCGCCGGUGGUUGGAUGUUUCUGCUGACCGAGUGGGCCGCUGAGGUCUGGGGCCGCCGGAGGCAGAGGAGAAAUACCGGGCUUGGGGUCAUUAAUGGCGACAUCAACGGCGACCUGGAUCUGAAGCGCUGA